This is a messenger RNA of Synchytrium microbalum, 771 nucleotides long. It is a transcript of the gene DAL3, whose product is annotated as ureidoglycolate lyase. The record is from RefSeq and is a predicted model, not a curated record. Gene Ontology annotation, molecular function: ureidoglycolate hydrolase activity; ureidoglycolate lyase activity. NCBI's taxonomy places the organism in Eukaryota, Fungi, Chytridiomycota, Chytridiomycetes, Synchytriales, Synchytriaceae. The coding region runs from base 1 to 771 and encodes 256 amino acids. Gene Ontology annotation, biological process: allantoin catabolic process. The transcript has 3 exons.
AUGACACUCCCAAGACAAAUCACAGCUCAACCACUCACAAAGGAGGCAUUCGCUCUGUACGGCGAUGUGAUUGAAGUUCCUAAAGAAGCUAAUGGUGAUGCUGCUAAUCAAGGAACAGCAAAACGCUACAACCACCUAACACACUUCACAAACCUCCGGUCCCCACUCCCACUCACUCCCCCUUCCGCCCCCUCAACCACUCCAAUCCCGUCUUCCCUCCUCUCACCACCAGCCCUACCCAACCUCUGUAUCUUCAAAUCAGUCCCAACACCAGUCCUCCCCUUCCCCAUUAAGCUCCUCGAGAGACACAAAUACAGUACACAGAUGUUCCUUCCCAUGAAUGGAGACGUCAAGGCGUAUCUCGUUAUCGUUGCCUUAAACAAGGACGAUGGUAGUGGGAAGGAAGGGCCGGAAUGGAGUACGCUAAAGGCGUUUAUAUGUGAUGCGAGACAGGGGUUUAAUUAUCAUGUCGGUGUCUGGCACCAUCCGAUGAUUGCGUUGGAGGUGGAGACAGACUUUGUCUGUUUGGUAUGGGAAAGACGCGAAAACAUGACUGAUCCAACAGAAGACUGUGAAGAAGUGCAUCUGAAGGAAGACGAGUAUAUAUCUGUUGUUGUGGAUGGGUAUCGUGGGAGUCGUGAUCUUGCUUCAGCUGCAAGUAGUAACAGUAGUAAUGGGAGAAGUAAUGGGAAGCAUAGUCAUAAGGAAGCAUCUGAAGACAAAGAAGAGGAGGAAACAAGAACAUCAAAACGACGCUCAACUAGAAAGUAA